Molecule: messenger RNA, 762 nt
Organism: Plasmodium gallinaceum
Lineage: Eukaryota; Apicomplexa; Aconoidasida; Haemosporida; Plasmodiidae
Product: fam-g protein
Exons: 2
Coding region: 1-762 (253 amino acids)
Source: RefSeq, a predicted model, not a curated record
AUGAAAACGUUAACUUUAUAUUUAAAAAUUACUACAUUCCUUCUUUUAAUAUGGAUGUAUCAAUGUUUUUAUAACUGUGAUUCCUAUAAAACUUUGAUUGAUAAAAAUAUAUUGCAAAAAAAAAAUGAGCUAAAAUAUGAAAGAGUAUUAGCAGAGGGUGACAUAGCAGGAAAAAAGCGAACAUACUCUGAAGGAUGCCUAGAAGAAUGUCCAUUAGAUAAUAAAAAAAACAAAUGGGAGAAUCCAGUUCAAUACGAGAACCCGUGCGAUUAUUGGAAUAAGGUCAUUACUCCACAAUUGUGGGAGCAAUUUAAUCAAGAAACCAGUGAUAUGGACACUAAAUUGAAAGAAAAAAAAUGGAAUGUUGAAUGGAAUAAAACUGCGGCUAACAAAGUUAAUGAUCUAUCCUCAAUAUCUCGUCGACGAGAUAUUUCAGAUGAAGAAAAAAAAAAAUUAAUUGAUAGUGUUAAGGAAAGUCUUCUCUUAGAAUUUAAGAAAUUUUUAGACGAAUGUAGGAAAGAGAUGAGAGAAAAUAAAACAGAAUCCGAAUUUAAUAAAGGGAUGAGAGACAAUAAAACAGAAUCCGAAUAUAAUAAAGAGAUGAGUGACAAUAAAACAGAAUCCGAAUUUAUGAAAGAGAUGAAACAAAAUGAAGCAGAAUCCAAAUCUAAGAAAGAGCAGGGAAAAAACAAAAAAAAAAAUAAGAUAUUUGAUUUUAUGAAACAAUUAAUUUUUUAUAAGUAUGAUAAUAUUUUUGAUUAA